Eleginops maclovinus (Patagonian blennie) is the source of this 2639-nucleotide messenger RNA. RefSeq names its product solute carrier family 22 member 13a (gene slc22a13a). Gene Ontology annotation, cellular component: membrane. Gene Ontology annotation, biological process: transmembrane transport. The record is from RefSeq and is a predicted model, not a curated record. The coding region runs from base 236 to 1849 and encodes 537 amino acids. Gene Ontology annotation, molecular function: transmembrane transporter activity. The transcript has 10 exons. NCBI's taxonomy places the organism in Eukaryota, Metazoa, Chordata, Actinopteri, Perciformes, Eleginopidae.
AUUGUGCUUUUAUUAGAAGCUGUGCUGGAAAAAUAGCAGAUUAUACAAUUAUAAGUAAAGACAUAUUUGGUUAAACAAUCACAGAACCAUGUCUUUCUUCCAAAUAAAAUAUCCAUACGCAUACAUACACACAAUAUCCUGAACUGUACUUUACGGGGUUUAAACAUUAAUGGGCGCUGAUUAAAGGUCGUCCUGCAGCAACAUUUAUGCAAAAAGAGCAAACCAUCUCCUGAACAUGGCGGACUUUGGAGAGAUUCUCUGCACUAUAGGAGAGUUUGGAUUAUUUCAGAAGAUUACUCUUUUUGGUCUUUGCUUCCCUAAUCUUAUUUUGCCUUUUCACUUUGCCAGUGUAUUUUUUAUUGAAUCAGAUCCAGAGCGACACUGUAACACAGACUGGAUCCUUCAGACAGACUCUAACCUGACCACAGAUGAGCAGCUGAACUUGACUCUACCCCGAGAGGAUGACGGGACCUUCAGCAAGUGUCAGAUGUUUGUCCCUGUGAACUGGCCUAUCGGUGCCAUCAGGGAGUACGGACUCAAUGACACCACAGGGUGCCAGAAUGGAUGGGUUUACUCUAAAACGCUUUACAAAGCCACCAUAGUUACUGAUUUUAAUCUAGUUUGUGACCAGAGUCAUUUGUUGGAAUUAGCUCAAGCAGGGUUGAUGGCUGGCAUACUUUUUGGUUGUCUCUUAUUUGGACCUUUUGCUGAAUCGUUUGGUCGUAAACGAGCUGCUCAGAUUCCAGUCGUUGUGAUGGUCAUAUUUACUGUAACGACUGGAUUAUGUCCAAACUUCUUUUUGUAUAUGGCAUCCCAGUUCAUUCUGGGAAUUGGCUAUGGUGGUUAUCGACUGAACGGUGUCAUAUUGGCCACUGAGUGGAUCGGGGUGUCCAAAAGGUCAUGGGGAGCAUGUGUGACUCAGCUAUUUGGUGCAGUUGGACAGUGCCUUCUCGCUGGUAUGAUGUACUUCGUCAGAGACUGGAGACUGGCUCAACUAAUAACAGCAGCUCCACUUGCAUUUGUUGCUAUUUACAUAUGGUUUAUACCAGAGUCAGCCAGGUGGUUGUUGGACAGAGGAAGGACAGAAGAGGCUAAACUGCUGAUUACCAAAGUGGCAGCCAUUAACAAAUGCACUGUUUCAGGCUCUCUUCUGGAAAAGAUUGUUGAGAAAAAAACUGUGAGAAAGGGAGGCAUAAUUAUUCUCAUGCAAUCAUCUGUGCUUAGGAAGUAUUUCUUAACCAUAAUAUUGGCAUGGUUCUCCUUGAAUGUUACCUACUACUCCCUAUCAUUCAAUGUUGGAAAACUUGGCUUGGACGUCUUCUUGACGCAGUUUAUAUUUGGUCUGACUGAACUCCCAGCUCAUAUCCUUUGCAUCUGGCUGUUGGAAGCGCUGGGGAGAAAAGUGUCACUGAUGGCAACUCUUCUGUUGGGGGGAUUCUUGUGCAUCUUAAUCCUAGCUGUUCCUCAAGAUAAUGCUGUUGCUAUUACCUCGCUAGCAACUUCAGGACGUUUUUUCAUUAACUGGGCAGGAUCCAUAUGCAAUGUAUAUGUGCAGGAGCUGUUCCCAACAUCUUUUCGACAAACAGCCUCUGGUUUGGGCUCCAUUGCAAGCAGAGUCGGUGGCUUGCUGGCUCCACUGCUGAACAUGCUGGCUGUGUACCACUGGUCCAUACCCACCGUAGUCUUCAGCUGCCUGACACUGGUCAGUGGAGCCCUGAGCUUCCUCCUUCCUGAGACCAGGAGAAAAGAGCUUCCUGAUUCAACUGAUGAGGCUGAGGGCAACACAAACAAAAAGAAGAACCAAAGUGAAACACAGAAGUUUUCUCAAAUCUUAUCUACCGAACUCUAGACUGUAGACUUGAAUAUAUCUCAUGUUCCAUGUCCCUCUGCUAGCACUAGAGACAGGUGGUUAAUAGUUUGCUUCGUCAUACAACUACUGGCCUCAUUUGCCUAAACCUAAAACUAUUUUACAGUAGAGUUCAGCAAUAUAUGAAUAUUAUAUCUUUAGUGUGAUAUGAGCAUUAAGUUUUGUCAAUCGUAAUAUAAUAAAGUCUGCCUGAAAUUUAAGUGAUAAAUGUAAUAUUCUCACUUUACCAGACUCAUAGCUGUUCCAUUAUUUUUACCCACUUAGUCAUUAAUUCCACAUUACUGAUGAUUAUUAAUCAAAAACCUCAUUGGGAAAUGCAUUAAUAGUAACCAUAUAAUGUGUAACAAUAGUGAGAUAGUAUUGUCUAUUUUAGAGCCACCAUGUCGCUUGUACACAAGAAAUUGUAAUUGGAAGAUUUCUUUGAAACUUACUGAGUACCUUUGUAUGUUUUCCACUAGACACUCCAUUGCUUUUCUUAUUCUGCCACACUCAGGUCAAUUGUUGUUACACAAUAUAUUUCAAAGUCCAAUGAGCUGAUAUCUUUGGAAAUUAGUGACAUAGUUCAUGUGCACAAGGCCUUUUAAUUGUUAUGAGAUUAUGACUCAACCUCUUGUGCCACCCUCAGGACAAUCAUUUCUUUACAGUCAGUUUGUCACUUCUUACCUUUAUCUAAUACAGUAGCAUGUUACUUAAGUUAUUCAUGGUUUUCUGCUAUCUUCUUUCUAUUUAAUCCUGAUUGCCAAAGCUCUCAAUAAAAAAACGCUUCACAGUG